Colletotrichum acutatum is the source of this 915-nucleotide messenger RNA. RefSeq lists its product as uncharacterized. The record is from RefSeq and is a predicted model, not a curated record. NCBI's taxonomy places the organism in Eukaryota, Fungi, Ascomycota, Sordariomycetes, Glomerellales, Glomerellaceae. The transcript is spliced from 3 exons. The coding region runs from base 18 to 512 and encodes 164 amino acids.
GGCAGAACUCCGACGAAAUGGUCUUCUUGAUAGGUUGUGUUAUAAGUCAGGAGGAUAAUAUAAAAGGAGGCGAAAGAUUCUGCUACCAUCUCGCUAUCCCUCCAACAGCUUCAGCCUCUUGUCUAUCAUUUCCAUCAAGAAAUUUUAAUACAUUACGUCACAGAAACUUCGGGGUCAUUUAUUUCUUUAUAUUCUACACAUCGUUCUUUGAAUCCUCGUUCUCGUUGUGGCCAGGAAAUUUGCAAAAGUACUGCCGGAUCAGGGCCAUCAUGGCCAUGCCUUCAGUCUCUAACUCUUCAAAUUGCAACGGUGAAUGGCAGUACAUACAUUGUAAAGUUGUCAAAAGCCCGCAAGGGUUAUCCAGUAUUCUCACAAGCCUUUAUGGGCCGGGGAAGUUCUCUGUUGAAACAAGGCAAAAUGUGUACUGCAUAAGAGCAGCGGAUUCAACCGUUCCGCUGGAUCUUGCUCGCCCUGACGUGAGGGAUUCCUUGAACGGGAAGGUUUGCCUAUGACUAAAUGACUAAGCUGCCUGUCGGUAACUUGGAUGGAAAUCAAAGUGCUAUUUCAAAGUAUCACUUGCUAAGAAGAAGAAUCGCAGUAUUUCCUUGUUAUGUGUUGAAGAAUUUGAAUUUCGUGGCCAGUCCAUAGCUAUGGCAGCGAGAGAGUUAGCCGUAAAAUCCUGAGUGUGAUUCGUGUUUUUCUCCCGAGAUGAGAGUGACGCGUGACACGGUCAUUUUCAGCUGCUGACGACAGAAAUCGACCAAGGAUGCGGAGACAAGUUCUCUAUCUGGCCGAAAGCCCUAAAGAUAAAUCACGUUUCUCUGAUUGCUCGCCUGAUCAAGGCGGUAAUUACCUCUACAUGUAUGGAUAUCCCUAGAAACAUGGUACAACACCCGAUAUGCGAACCAAUAGCAG